AACAAAUAAGAAGAUCAAAACCUCCUUCUAAACCUCAAAACAUAAAUCAGAAAAGUUAACACAAAUAAGAUCAAAACCUUCUUCUAAAACCUCAACAUAUGACUUCCAAAAAUAGAAACAAAGAGAAGAUUAAAAAUCUAUUUUUUAGGAGUGCUCACAAACAGGUGUGUACUCAUCACCAUAUUGAUCCCUCCCAUAAGGGUGGGCCACGGUUUUCACCAGAGGCUACGUUUUGUCUGUUAAAAAAGUCUGGAACAGACCCAACAUUUCCUUUUUACUCCCUAAAAUCACUAAAUGCAUUCAGCCUAGCAGGAGUGUUGGUGGAGUGACGUUGUAGGACCAUCAUGUAGGCUGGGAGGACACAGCCUGAAGGUUGCCCAGCCCUGAUUUUACACAGGAGUCUCUCUGAGGCUCUCUGCUUCUCUGCCCCUAACUUGCCCUUCCUCCCAGAAGCUUUUCUAACCACCAUCUAGCAGUGCUUCACAGCAAAACUGAGAAAUGCUGCCUGUGCUGGCUGAAGGUGCUAGCAAUGUAACCCGUCUCCUUGGAAGGUGUGUCUACAACAUAUUUUAACCAUGAGCCAGUGGCGGCAGGUUUCUUGUCAAAACUCUGCCACCUUCUCUCCUCUUUGCUGGCUUCUACUGUCAGUGUCCCAUCGACCUUCCAAAGGUUCCUCUGCAUGGCUUCUGUCCAAGAAAUGGGCAGAUAGUUCAUCAAAAGUGAACUCUGCCCAGAGAUCAGUAGUUGCCCCAUUGGUGACCUCCUCUGUUUCCAAAGGCAAGAGAUCCGGGUGUCUGUCACCACCCACCAGGCAGGAACUCUGAAUCGGCACCACAUCUUCCAGGGCUGCUCCUAGAAAGACUGCCUGCAAUGGAGGUGGGCACCCUCUUUUUUCACCCCUUCUGGUUCAUCUGUUCCUUAGCCCUCUUGGGGAUGCUCUGGGCAAGAAGAAGAAGACACACCUGGAGACCUGAAGCUUGUCCUGUAGACCUGAGUGGCAAAACAGCCAUUGUCACUGGAGCCAGCAGCGGGAUAGGCAAGGCCGUCGCUCUUGACCUGGCUCGCAGGAACGCCCGCACGAUCCUGGCCUGCCGCAGCCGGGAGAAAGGCCAGGCGGCAGCGGAGGAGAUCCGCAGGGCCACCGGGAACCCCCAGGUGCACCUCCGCCUGCUGGACGUCAGCUCCAUGGCUUCUGUCCGUGACUUUGCCGGGCAGUUCCUGGAGGAGGAGAAGCAGCUGCACAUCCUGGUGAACAACGCGGGAGUCACAGGCUUGCCAUUUGCAAUCACUGCUGAGGGCUUGGAGCUCACCUUUGCCACCAACGUCUCGGGUGCCUUCCUUCUCACCAACCUCCUGCUGGGCACCAUGAUCGCCUCUGCUCCAGCGCGCAUUGUGAACGUGUCUUCCUUCCGGCACUACUGCGCCAGAAGAGUGAAUGUCAAGUUCCUGACAGGGGAAGAACAGCCCAAGAAUUGCAGCCAGGCCUAUGACUCCACCAAGCUCAUGAACGUUAUCUUCACCACAGAGCUGGCCCGGAGGCUGCAAGGCACAGGGGUGUCUGCCAACGUGCUCAGCCCAGGAAUUGUCAAGACGGAGAUCAUGCGCCACUUCAGCUGGGGGGCUCGCCUGCUCUUCAAGCUUUGCAGCAUCUUCCUGAGGAAUGCCCGAGAGGGAGCCGUCAGCACCCUCUACUGUGCCGUUGCCAAAGAAGUGGACGGAAUUUCUGGCUGUCUGCAAGAUGGAUUAGGAAUCUGUUUCUUGGUACAUCAGCAAGAACCUCUCCCAUCUAAUUUCUUUGGCCUAGAGAUGAUGCCCCUCUCUCAGCUGCAGUACGAUCUGUGACAGGCGUGUCCAGUGAGGCCUUUGCAGCAUGCCAGAUUUUGCUAUGUCAGUCCUUGCUUAACCUACUGCCACAGUUCUACUGUAUGGUUACUCUAAAUAAUGAAGUUUAAAUGCUGAAUUAUGCGUAUUGUUAAUGAAAUAGAAUAGCCAAGUUUGUUUUGCACUCUAAUCUGUAGUGAGGGUCUAUGAUCUGAAUGGAGAAUCUGCUUACCUGACAGCCCCCCCCCCUCCCUGAGUGCGGGUCAAUAAACCUAACAAGGGACUUGGCAACCAGCAGGACUUGUGGUUCUUGACCGGGCAUGUGACAGCCAUCUGUGCCUUCAGGAUAUGCCUUUGCAGCACCCCAAGGAUGCCUUGGAGUUGUAGGAGGUCAGAGAAUCCUCAGAACUGGACAUCUGAAGGCCCAGGAGCAGCAGACCGUUCCGGGAAAAGGUCGUGCAGGAGGGUCAGGAGCUCU
Molecule: messenger RNA, 2299 nt
Organism: Python bivittatus (Burmese python)
Lineage: Eukaryota; Metazoa; Chordata; Lepidosauria; Squamata; Pythonidae
Product: retinol dehydrogenase 12
Source: RefSeq, a predicted model, not a curated record